AUGCAGGUCCAGGCUGAGAGAGCAUCCUCAAUUCACAAUGAAGAUGUAUACAGUGAGACAAGCCCAGAGACCGAGGAAGAUGACUUCCCCGAUGGUUACAUAGAGUACAUCAUCAGAGGUGAGUUUUCUGAACCUAUUUUGGAAGAGGAUUUACUUUUUAAAUGUUUCGAAAACCUAGAGAAAGCCGAGCAGGGCCUUUCUCUCCAGGUUCUUGAUGCAAGUUCCCUUCUUGAAAGUUCUUUGGAAUAUGUGACUAAGGGUGCAAAGCAGGACAAAAGAGACUUGAAGCAAGUACAGCCUCAAGAGAUUGUUGGAGCGAACUCAGCCCUUGAGUCUUCCAAGGACGUGACUAGCGAGAAACUUCCCGUCGAAAAAUCAUCAUUGGAAACUGAUUUAUCAGAUCAUGAGCAGCUUGCGGAACCUCCUGCAGAGAAACCGAAGGGUGGUAAACACUGUGCUCCAUCAUCGAUGCAGGAGUGUCCUCAGACAGGGUGCAGGAAGAAGCUGAGGAACAAGACCGCCCUGAGGAAGCACAUGCUUGUCAACGGUCCCCGUCCGCAUGUGUGUGCCGAGUGUGGGAAAGCUUUUGUAGAGAGCUCGAAACUCAAGAGACACCUUCUGGUCCAUAGUGGAGAGAAGCCAUUUCGGUGCACCUUCGAAGGGUGUGGGAAGUGCUUCUCGCUGGACUUCAACUUGCGCACACAUAUCCGCAUCCACACUGGUGAGAAGCGCUUUGUGUGCCCCUUUGGCGGCUGCCAGAAGAGCUUUAUUCAGUCAAGUAACAUGAAAACUCACAUCCAAAUCCACACAAAGGCAGGGAAGAGAUGCUGA
Messenger RNA from Mesocricetus auratus (golden hamster), 831 nucleotides. Its product is annotated as zinc finger protein 42-like. Gene Ontology annotation, molecular function: RNA polymerase II cis-regulatory region sequence-specific DNA binding; DNA-binding transcription factor activity, RNA polymerase II-specific. Gene Ontology annotation, biological process: regulation of transcription by RNA polymerase II. The coding region runs from base 1 to 831 and encodes 276 amino acids. The record is from RefSeq and is a predicted model, not a curated record. NCBI's taxonomy places the organism in Eukaryota, Metazoa, Chordata, Mammalia, Rodentia, Cricetidae. The transcript has 2 exons. Gene Ontology annotation, cellular component: PcG protein complex; transcription regulator complex.